AUGCAGUGUGAUCAAUGUCUCCGCGAUCAGAAGACCCGAGCUUUCUGCUAUUUUUGUUCGGCCAUUUCCAAGUUACCAACUUGCGCUCAGUGCGGUAAACAGAAGUGCAUGUCAAAAACGGGAGACUGCGUUAUCAAACAUCCUGGAAAGUUCACUACAGGCAUGGGUAUGGUAGGUGCCGUUUGCGAUUUCUGCGAGGCUUUCAUAUGCCAUGGGAAGAAGUGCCUCACUACUCAUGCUUGCUCUUGCCCGCUAAGGAAUGCUGAGUGCAUAGAAUGUAAACGUGGUGUUUGGGAUCAUGGUGGUCGGAUUUACAACUGCAGUUAUUGUUUCGAUUUCUUGUGCGAAGACGACCAAUUCGAACAUCAAGCGAGCUUGUCAGCAAGUCUGUCAUGCAAUCGUCUCGGUGCGUACACAUGUAUGCGGUGUAAAAUCUGUUUCUGUGAUGAACAUGUUCGACGUAAAGGGGUGGUUGUGAGUAAAUCACAGGAGAUACCCUGCCCGAAAUGCACUUGUCCCGUCAAAGAAACCAAGGAUUACAGUGUAUCUGUACGACGACAUGAAUACGGUAGACAACAUCGUCCAGAUUAUGAAGCGGGUGAUGACGACGAUGGAGAGUACGCAGCCGGUUACACUUACAAGUAA
This is a messenger RNA of Cooperia oncophora, 645 nucleotides long. NCBI's taxonomy places the organism in Eukaryota, Metazoa, Nematoda, Chromadorea, Rhabditida, Trichostrongylidae. The record is from the annotation of a GenBank genome assembly.